GACCGGCUUCUCUGAGGCUCAGACACAAUAAACCGUCAGAAGGUUAGGGGCGCGCAUGUUGGGCCGGAGGCAUUGGCACGAUUUUAGCACAUUAUUAUUCUCAAUUGUGCCUUUUCUUUGAUUUACUUAGUUAUUUUCAAACAACUGAUACACUGUAUGGCGGUAACAAGGCUCGGCUGGAAACGGUUGGUUUGUCGAGUUUGAUGAAAACGCGGUCGGGAUCAGACUACCGUGAGCCCCUCCUGGCGGAUGUUCGUUAUUUCUUUCUAAAGCCAACAAAACAAGGCAGAUAACAAUGUCGUUGACUGCUUCGUCUGAUUAUUUCGCUGCCGAGUGUCUGGUGUCGAUAUCCACCGGUGCUGUACUGCACAGACCCACCCCGGUCGCUCUCGCCAGCCAGCCGGCCAUAGUGGGCCUGCUCCCUGGGGAGCCCGACGUGUCGAGUGAGGACAGGGAAGUGCGGGAGACGCUGAGGCUGGAGGGGGCGAACAUGAUGGCGGUGGCCGGUAUCCUCACCGACCUGCACGGUAAGUUCCGCCCCAUGUCGGCCUACUCGGAGUGCAGCAACUCCUCGUGUGGUGGGGAGAGCGGUUACACCACGUUGUCCGACCCGACCACCCCUACCAUGACCCCCUCCGCCACCCCGGUCCCCGGACAGCAGCAGCAGCAGCAGCUAAUGGGGGGAGGAGGAGGCGUGGGGGCCUCGCGCUCCCUGAUGAAGAAACAUCAGUGCACUUUUGACGGAUGCGACAGAGUUUACGGGAAAUCGUCCCACCUGAAGGCACACAUCCGGACACACACAGGUGAGAGGCCCUUCCCGUGCACCUGGCCUGACUGUGAGAAGAAGUUUGCCCGCUCCGAUGAGCUCGCCCGCCACACCCGCACCCACACAGGGGAAAAACGCUUCCUGUGCCCACUGUGCGAUAAGCGCUUCAUGCGCAGCGACCACCUGAUCAAGCACGCCCGCCGUCAUCCUGACUUCCAGCGCUCCAUGUUGCGACAAAGCAAGGGCACAUCCUCCUCUUCCAGCCCAGCCAUGCACCAUUAGGAUGGUGUGGGUUGGGGGUUUCCUGGCAGGAGUACAGAAAGUCACGGUGGUUUCAAGUUAACCAGCUACAAUCAGAUCCACUGAUUAGGAUUUUGCAUUGCUGUGCUGUACUCAAAAAAUGUGCACAUAACACACACGUACACAAGCCAACACACACACCGAGCUGGAUGUGAGGGGGAAGUAGCCUCAUCUCUCCAGCAACACAGAUGAGUCAUGUGACCACUAUCCACCUGCUCAACAUAACUAGGGUUUGGUAUCGAGAAUGCUCCAAAUCUAUAAGAACUGGGGAUUGGUUAUGAAAUGUGCUUUUCGAUUCCACUUAUCGUUUCCUGAAAGCAAAGUUUGGACCUACUGCACUUCAUUUAUAUUGCCGGUUACACGUGUAUCAAAGCACGUGUAUAAUGUUUACAGUAUGGCGGACUGGGGCUAGCUUUCCAAAGUGUGGCUACGCUUCGCUAAAGACCGUAAUGAUACAGUGAAAUGUAAUCACUGCAUGAAAAUAAAUACAUGCAAAGGAAGAAAGUCUGUCUAAUAUGACAACACAUUUACCACAGAGAGGUAUAAGAAUGCAGCAUUUUUGAUGUCCUGUGUCAUGACAUAGUGAAAUUAAAUAGUGAAACCUUUUUAUAGAUCAAAUACCCAGAUGGGACUCUGUUUUUGGUUAAUCCACUCACUUAAAUACUGGACAAAUCAAGGUAUCACAUUGAUGCAAAAAUUCUGUAAAAAAAAAAAAAAAAACAAUUAUUCCAGAAAGCUAUCCUGCUCAUUGAUUUGCAACGUUGCCUAAUACUACAAUAUUAAUAGGUUUUAAUGCUGCAGAAAGUAAAAACUAAGGUCAAACUAUUCAACUUUCGCAUGGCACAACAGAUAAUAUUUAUAUUUGUCUUUAUUUUUUUGACCAAAAACAAAUGACAAAAUACGUUGUUAAUUUUAUUACAUGUUUAUGGCAGCCUAAACCAUAUGAAAAUAAAUGUGGUUUUUGCUUUCAACAUACUUUGGGGUUUUUUUCUCACUCAGGAUUCGAUUAGAAUGGGAAUCAUUAAGCAGAUUUUAAUCAAUGAAAUAAACCCAGCCCUAAAAAAAAAAAAAUAACAAUUUUCUCAAACUGAAACACUUUCACAAAUUGCAGGGAUUUUUCACAUCUGUAAUAAUCUGCACAUUCAUCAUCAGCCAAAACUACUUCUGUUUUCUUGUGGUUAAUUUGUAGAUUGUUGUUGUGCUCUUUAGUACCAUUUCUUUACCAUCAGUAGCACAAUAUUGUGAUGUUAGGUAGUGAGGCAGUGACUAGAAGUCUUUUAGUUUUGUUUUGUUUUUUUAGCUUUUCUGAUUCCAUAUAAAAGUUUUAGUGGUUACACAUUCCUUCAUUUUUAUUCCAUUAGUAACCAUCAUUGAAGCGAUUUUGUCUAUUUUUUUCUUGUAUAACCAAUUUAAUUAUAGCUCAAAUGUUAAUUUUGCCAGAAAAUGGAUCACACUUCACUGUAGAGGAGCUGUUUGCAGCCAUCUUUAAGUCUGUCAGUUAUCAUCCAUGAAAUGCUGACACAUAAUACACAGUAGUGUUAUGUCUAAUACUGAUGCAAAUGUAUAUAAGCUUUAAGCUUUUAAUGUAGAAAACUGGUAAUGCUACUAGCAGCAGAAUUAAUACAUGUGAUGAAUUGUAGUCCUUAUAUUAGGGGUAACAUACACUUGAUAGGAUGGCAUUGCCUGUGAGUGUCGUGUGUAUGUGUUUUGUAUUUACAUUUUUGUUAGCGACAGACCUGGGAAAAGUGUGUAUGUAUAUCAAAAUAUUGGGGGGGGCUAAUACCAGAAGACCUUUAUUGAGGAGGACAUUUUGACUUGUCAAAGCAGCAAAAGCACAGGUGCAACUAAUAAAGUUAAUGAUGGCUCUAUUCUAUGUAGGUGUGUCAUUGAACCAGCAUGCACAAUACCGUGGGGGCGGCCAUUGAUAAUGUUGUUAGUUACACCUGUGUUUGACAAGGCAACAAAUGUUACUAUGUUGGAAAAACAAAUCAAAAAAGAGGAUUUGUUAAGAACCUGUAAAGUACAUUUGAGAAAACUGGCACCUAAACAUUACUAUAUGCCAGAAAGUUCAAUAAGAAGGAAUAAUCACUGAAUUUUUUUAUUUUUUGUUUUUUAAAUGAUAUUUAAAAUCUAUUCGAGUGCGUGCAGUGUCCAGGUCUGAUUUAUAGAAAGGUUGAAUCUUUUUUUUCUGUUUCCACACUGUUUGUCCAGCUCAUGGACAUAUUCCUUUAUCUCAGAGAACAACACUUCUUCAGGAAAAUCUGAAAGCCUUAAACUGUCAUAACUACUUUGCACCAUGUUUACAGUUGGAUCAUUGUAUAGGUUUAUAUGCCCUCUUGUGGGCUCAUUACACAUCCUCAUUAUGCAAUAUGGCACUUUUUUCUUACAGGUGUAUUUGGCUGAAUAGUGUAAUGGCUUGCACUGUUAUUAUGCUUCGACAAGCAAGCACUGUGGAACUUUGCUAGUGUGUUGAUAACCAAUGGUUUGUAAAACUGCCUUUUUGUCAAAGUGCUUUAGAACGCGUGAUAAAAGAACUGGGUAGUUAUUAUUUUAAUUAUUUUUAGUGUUUGCUUAGUCAUCCAGGCCUUUUCUUGUUGUGGAAUUAGUGUUUUUUAUUUUCUUUAAUGGAACAUGCUUCAUUUGUGUUUCCAGAUGUGUUGACUUUGUCUCCUCCACACUAAGUUGACUGCAGAUGUCUUCCUCAUUCAUCUGUCAAACCAUAUACAUAGUAUACCAUUUCACUGUUGCUCUCAUUUGAAUGGGAGCUUAACUCGUUUAAACGAAUGCAAUGCUUAGAAAUUUUGUACACAUUUCUUCUUCAGAGGUUCAAUCUGUUGACAGUUUUUGGUUGCUGCUGGCAGUAACCUUGAACGCAUGGACUGUUUAACAAAGGAACACACACAAUAUACUUGUUUUUUACAUCUUCAAAUGGACACGUUCCCUCCCAUCUCCUCUCACAAAUGGGAAUGUCUUUUCACACAGACUCUGUCCGGGUCUCAAAGCUAUAAUAUCACAAUAAGAACAUACCUCAAUGAUUUUAUUUGCAGUGUCUGUACAAAAUCCAUCCAAACUGUGUUUCUGAAAUUCCUAUAAAGCCACACAGCCUUGGAUUUCAAUGAAUGAAAUGUGUUUUUAUCAGCUCGAUGGUCUGUUGUGUACCCUUGUCCUGGUCUUUAUAUGCAACAUCACUACUACCUGUGUAGCAGCAGAAUUUCCUUUUCCCUGCCUCAAUGAACUUCUGUUGUUAAUAGACAGUAGCAAAUGAAUCUACUGGAUAAAUCCUGCAGCCCCUGUCAUUAAAGCCCAGCAGGAGUUUUAGUCACCGAGGGAGAGACUCACUGCUGGCUCGGGCAGAGGCUUAAAAGGGGGGGUUAAAAUGUAAAAAAAAAAUACCUGUAGACUGUUAAUUUACUGCAGAUUUCAAUUGAAAGAGCUCAGUCCAAAUCUAUUUGUUCAUAUCACUGAAUGUGGCUUGAUGACAGACAAGCAUUAUCCACUCUGGAUUUAAUUUUUGCUCCGCCGCCUUGCGGAGAAAAAAAUAAUGUGCUAAUUUCUCUUGUCACCACACUAAUUCAAAUAUGCACAUUGUACAGAAACGGAUGUUUUUUAAAUUGAUGCCUAAUUUUUACAUUUCUGUAAUUUUUAAUAAAUCCUCUUAUCAAAGCUUUAGUUAUGGUAAAUAGGAGGAACUGUGGAACUAAAUAAUUGCUGCAACAAGCUGUUUUGAUAUUUAUAUUCUCAGGUGUCUUAAACUUUGAGCAUUGGAGUUUUAAUAUUUCCUGUUCAACACCUAAGUACAAGCAUGUUUUAUUUCUUUUGUUAUGCUGAUUAAUUUAUUCCCAAAAUGUAUCAUUUGUGUGGUUUAAUUAUUCUUUUCAUAACUCAUUUUGUGAUAUUGAACAGUACUAAUAUUAAAUGGUUCCAUCGUUUGCUUGACAUGAGAAUACCAGUGCUUUUUAAAAAAUAAAAAUCCUUAAGUUGA
Messenger RNA from Siniperca chuatsi (mandarin fish), 5048 nucleotides. RefSeq lists its product as uncharacterized. The transcript has 2 exons. Gene Ontology annotation, molecular function: DNA-binding transcription factor activity, RNA polymerase II-specific; RNA polymerase II cis-regulatory region sequence-specific DNA binding. Gene Ontology annotation, biological process: regulation of transcription by RNA polymerase II. The coding region runs from base 296 to 1048 and encodes 250 amino acids. NCBI's taxonomy places the organism in Eukaryota, Metazoa, Chordata, Actinopteri, Centrarchiformes, Sinipercidae. The record is from RefSeq and is a predicted model, not a curated record.